This is a messenger RNA of Folsomia candida, 4982 nucleotides long. Its product is annotated as kinesin-like protein KIN-14I. Lineage: Eukaryota; Metazoa; Arthropoda; Collembola; Entomobryomorpha; Isotomidae. Gene Ontology annotation, molecular function: ATP binding; microtubule binding; microtubule motor activity. Bases 1681 to 4569 code for a protein of 962 amino acids. The record is from RefSeq and is a predicted model, not a curated record. The transcript has 14 exons. Gene Ontology annotation, biological process: microtubule-based movement.
GCGAUUUGAUAGUGUUGUUACUCAUCGUGCACACACGUCCCUACGCACAAAUAAAUUUGCGCAAAGGUGGUAGUGAAGUUACAGGAGUUUUGCAAAGAGUUUUAUUAAGCUUAUCAAGGUUUCUGGUGAGGCUUCAAAUCUCUAACUAAUAGCGUCAAAUAUAGAGCGAAAUAAAUAAACAACUUUCCUCUUCUUCUGAUUCGAAAUCUAAAAAAUAAUAUGUCACUACGGAUCUUAUUGUGUGAAGUGAGGAACAAAUUCUGAGUGAUUUUUGUAGAUAAUUGAUAAUUGUUGAUAAUCUGUUAAAGUUUUUGGCGUGUCGUAAUACAGAAAACUUUUUAAAUAAGUCGUUUAAUUGGGAUGAAGAUGAUGGGAUCAAGUGAAACUCGAUAUUUCAGAAUUGAAUGAAUAAGUCGCUAAGUUGGCUUUUAGUCGGCCGUGUUGUUGUUGUUGUCGAAGGGUGAGAGUGAGAAUCAACAAGUUCCUCACAGUCUCAUCUUCACGGAUUGUGCUCAAAAGUUGUCUUGCCUUAAUUUAAAGCGAGUCAUCGUGUUUUCACGGCUGUGACGAAACAGUGUCUUAUUUUGCCUCUUCUUCUACUGAUCUGGUGACAGAGUGACUUAGUUCACACGAGACGGACUCAAUGGUUUUCUUGGUUAGUUGGCAAGAAUGUUGACUGAUCUCCUGCCUGCCUGGUCCAAUACACACGCAUAAUGGGCAACACUAUUAUUAUGAUUGUGUGAUGGCUAACAAUGCCCAGAACGGACUCUCCAACGGGGGAUAUACAUAAUCCUAAGCACUUCAUAAUAUUAAGAAGAGCAGAAAAACAAAGCCGAACUAAUCUGAGGAGAGAAAUACUUACUUACUUUACUUACUUGCAAUCUGAAAGCUUAACAUUCAUAAAACAUGAAUGAAUAAUGACACCAUUGUUUCAAAUAAAAUCCACAUUUAUAAUCUAGCAAAUGCGAGGUGUGGCAGUGCAUCAGAAAGUCGGCGAAGAAGAAGAAAAAGAGUUGAAAAAAGUGAUGUUUACCAAAUUUAAAAAGUUUUUGUGAUACCAUUUCUUCAAACUUGGAACGAAAAAAUAACCACUAAACAAGAGAAUACAUUAUCCAAACAAACGCUGCCAAACAAACCUGGUUUCUCACUUUGUAAAGGACAGAAAAUAAUAACUUAUUUUCCAACAAUUUGUGGUCAUGCCAGUGAAAUGAGUAAUUACUUGGAGUACAAAUAUGCGUGCACGGGAUUACGCUUGGUGGUGUGGUGUGGUCACCUUAAAUUGCAGUGAUGCUACUACUUUGUUUUUAUCUGUGGGCAAAACAUGUCUUUCUGCAUUGUUGUAACAGUUAAUGUGUCGAAACAAUAGUAAUUGUUUGUUUGUGAGGCAGAAAUACAUUCGUAACGUGCCGGAAUUAAAAAUUGCGAGACCAUUUGCUCCUUUUUGUAGUCAAUAAUUUAGCGUGUUUAAACGAGCAAGUUAAGAAUGAUGGUUAGUACAAAAAUAGCUAUAUUUCGUAAAAAAAUACUCAAGGUUUCUCAUGCACAAGACCCUUAAUUAUUAUGAAGCUGCAAGAAGAAAUUGGUUCAUAAGAAGAAAUAAAAUACAAGAAUAAUAGUCAAAGUUGGGGAAAGUUUCCACAAUAAAUUUUGUGCUUCUCUCCUGUUGCGUAAUACGAGUUGAUGGGAGCUCGGAAGAAGGAUGUCCAUCCACAUCGGUUCUGCUCUUCUCCAGUGAAAGUGAUUAACUCACACGAGAUUGAGAGAGGUCGGCCCUUCUUCAUUUCCAAAGUAAAUAAUGAGCAAAAAAUCCACAACACGGCCGGCAACAUGAGUAGCAGCAGUCACGGAGGCAACCUUGGGGAGGAAGAAUGGCAUCAAAAGUACGCCUUCAUUAUCAAUCUCCUUCGAAAACCUCAUGUCGUCCUCGUCAAAGAGAGUUUGAUCCGAGAAAGGGAAAAACUCAUCGACAAGUUGACAGCGUAUCGGUUGGAACGAAAUCUAGUCCGUGACAGUCUCAAAUCCCAUUCGAAUAAUCUGGGGUCAGACACAACUCCCAUCGCUCAGCAGCAGUCGCUGACCGCGCAAAUGAAGCAUUUGGAUAUGAUGUGCGUCACUCUGGAGAGACAAAUUGAUGUCUUAAGCAAUGUGGACCAAGCUCUCCCACCAACCGAGAACAUUUACUCCGGCGAGCCGGAUUCUCUUGACGGGACGAGCAGUGAGAUUAUGAUAAAUGAUGAUCUUAUGGACCCUCUCAACAACAAUGUGGGGCGAGUGGCGAACUGCAAUUUCCAAAUCAAUGGGAGGAGUCCCUUGGAUGCUUUGGCCAUGCUGCACUUGGAACGAUGUGCUCACCGAGAAACGCGUCGAGAGCUGACCCAACUGCACAAAAAGUACGAAGUGCUCAGAGACGAGUUUGACUCUGGAGAAGGGCUCAGCACGAGCCUCCUAUUUUCACGGAUGCAUGGCGAAUUGGAAGAGGACGACAUGUUUGGCGAGAGAGAAGGUGAAGGGACGACGGGAAUGUUGGAUGUGAACAAUAACGAGGAGAGCCGUUUGGCGGAGGAGACUCGGCUGAAGGAGAUGAUCAUUAACCAACUUCGAUCAAGACUCAUCCAUUUGGAGAAAGCUCGAAUGGACAAAGUUCCCGUGGACACUGCCCAAGAAAUUUCCAAACUCCAUUCCACUCUGGUGCAAUUAGAACGAGUCAGAGAUGAACUCACCUUACAAAAUUUUACGCUUAAAUCAAAACUCGCCGAGUUAUCUGCACGAAUCUCGGACAGCACGACGUACCGGUUGGAAAAGUCGGAAAAUGUGACUUCUCCCCCCACCGGUCACAGAACGGUGACGAUAAGCUCCGGGACAAAAACCGUCAUGCUCGCGUCAGCCUCCCCUUCGCCCACCCCGACCGGCUCGACUUCGUCAGACGAGGGUGUUGGGGGAAUCAACUCGACCUCAACUGGCUCGUCGUCUCAAGAGGAGCUCAAGCUGAGGAGAAAGUCAACAUAUAAAGUUGCCCAUACAAACAGCGAGGCUAAUGUCGAGUUGAAGCAGUUGAGGUCCUUAAUCAACGACCUGCACUCCAAGGAAGUCGAUUACCAGGCCCGCAUCCGCGAGCUGGAGUUGGAAUUGAGGAAUGCAAGGAAUCAAGAGUCAUGUAAAACCACCUACGAACGGAAUAUUCGGUCGCUGGAGGAUCGACUUGAAAGCACUCAGCGUAGGUUGGAGUCCGCCGAGAAAUGCAUUCUUGCCAAAGAAGAAGAAUCCUCGGCUCUCAAACUGGAUUUGGACACACUUAAUGAAGAGAAUAAAAGACUUAAGGGAGAUCUCAACGUUAUUCAUCUAAAAGUGGAAAAGGAGCACAACAAGUCAAUGGAGAAGAUAUUGAAAUUCGAGAAAGAAUUGGGCUCGAUUUUGGAGACAAAUCGCGUCCUCCAGGAAGACUUUUACCGAGAAAAACUAUUACGGAAGAGAUUCUACAAUAUGGUGGAGGAAUUGAAAGGAAAAAUCCGCGUGUUUUGCCGAAUCAGACCCUUGGCGAAGAAUGAGAAGGCCUCCGACGUGAUUGCCCAACCAUCCGACCCCUACACGGUAUCCGUCGACACUCCCAAAGGACACAAAGAGUUCCAAUUUGAUCGCGUCUUCACGCCCGAGGAGUGCCAAGAGCAAGUUUUCUGUGACACGCAGAACCUCAUCCAAUCCGCCUUUGAUGGGUACAACGUUUGCAUUUGUGCCUAUGGGCAGACAGGGAGUGGUAAAACGUACACCAUUCUCGGAGAUGAAAUCAAUCCCGGGAUUGCCCCGAGGACUUUCUCUGAGAUAUUUUCGAUUGCAAAGGAAACUUCCCAUUCAUACGAAACGACCGUUUCGUUCUACGUACUGGAAUUAUACAAUGACAAACUGAUUGACCUGCUCAACCCAAAUGGGACGGAUUGUGAUCGAUUAGAAAUCAGGAAGGAUCGACGCGGCACGGUUUGGGUGGCAGGUGCCCGAGUGCUCCCAGCGGAAGACAGCGUGAGUCUAAAUCAAUGUUUUAAGCAAGCUCUGAACUCUCGCCACACCGCGUGCACACGGAUGAACGAAAGGAGCUCGAGAUCUCACCUUAUAAUUGGACUUGUUAUUGAAUCCACCUCCAAAGUUAAUGGAACCGUCCUCCGCGGAAAGAUAAGUUUGGUGGACUUGGCUGGGAGUGAAAGGACUGGAAAAUCUGGAGUUUCCGCUGAUACGUUGCGAGAGGCGAACGCAAUCAACAAAUCUUUGUCAGCUUUCGGCGACGUUAUUAAUGCCUUAACUAGCGACCAAUCAUUCGUGCCAUACAGAAAUAAUAAGUUGACCCUCCUCAUGCAAGACAGUCUGGGAGGAAACGCAAAAACGCUCAUGUUCGUUAACGUGUCGCCAUCCAAUUAUAAUGUGGACGAGACGAUAAUGUCCCUCACGUAUGCGACUCGGGUGAAACAGGUUACGAACGGGGCGACGCGAAACGCCGAGUCGAAGGAAGUUGCUCGACUUAAAAAUGUGAUCAAUAAACUCCGGCGGGGUGAUCCUAUUCCUUCUGAUUUUGAAGAUAUUUGACAGACUCUGGCUUUCUCUGUGUGUCACCAGGAUACCAAAAAGUCCUAGGAGACCUACCUCGCCGGUCAUCAGUCGAUGUCGUCGUCUGUUCUUGGUGUAAUCAACCGCACGGAUGAUGCCUGGUGACAGGUUUCCAUGCAAGAGAGAGAGAAUUGUGGAAUAUUUCAUGUCCCUAAAUGUCGCAUGAUGGUGAAAAUUUGAUAAGUCAGGGAAAGUUGGGAACAUUCUUGAUAAGUGUGAAUGGAAGUUUAUACAGUAUCUUGUAUGACAUGUGUGGGGCAUUGAAAUCUACCAUAUUGUUGUAUUCCUUUUUAUAUUGUGUUAUUUGUCCUGUACAUAGUUAUGCGGUAUGCAUAGAUUUUAUGCAAAAUAAAAAAAUAUUUGCAUAUUAAAAAAAUCAAAUAGUAUGCGAA